Molecule: messenger RNA, 1213 nt
Organism: Synchiropus splendidus (mandarinfish)
Lineage: Eukaryota; Metazoa; Chordata; Actinopteri; Syngnathiformes; Callionymidae
Gene: rabggtb
Product: Rab geranylgeranyltransferase subunit beta
Exons: 9
Coding region: 206-1201 (331 amino acids)
Biological process (GO): protein geranylgeranylation
Cellular component (GO): Rab-protein geranylgeranyltransferase complex
Molecular function (GO): Rab geranylgeranyltransferase activity
Source: RefSeq, a predicted model, not a curated record
AGUUUCAUAUACAGUAAAGGGUCCAUGGUAACCGAUCACGAGUUCAUUUCUCUCUUAAGUUGUUGGGACUUAAACGCACUAAUAUUGUAAUUGCACGCUUCGGCCUGGUGGAGGCGGUGUUGUGCCGCAGUGGCUACAGUCAGCGCUUGUAUUGGACUGACGAAGAAGACCGUAGCCGCCGAGUGAUCAUGCGACUGUUAUCGAAAUGGGGACUCAACUGAAAGACGUCAUCAUUAAGCCCGACGCUCCAAAUUCACUUCUGCUGGACAAACACGCCGACUACAUCGCUGCUUAUGGCUCCAAAAAGGACGACUAUGAGUACACGCUGUCCGAGUACCUGCGGAUGAGUGGCAUCUACUGGGGGCUGACGGUCAUGGACCUGAUGGCUCAGCUGCCCAGAAUGAACCAGCAGGAGAUCAUAGACUUCAUCAAAGCCUGCCAGCACGAGUGCGGCGGGAUCAGCGCCAGCAUUGGACACGACCCGCACUUGCUCUACACCCUGAGUGCAGUGCAGAUCUUGUGCUUGUACGACAUGGUGGACGCAAUCGACGUGGAUAAAGUGGUGAAAUACGUGAAGGGGCUUCAGCAGGAGGACGGCUCCUUUGCAGGAGACAAGUGGGGAGAGAUAGACACCAGGUUUUCAUUCUGCGCUGUCGCUACUCUGGCUUUACUGGGAAAGAUGGACGCGAUCGACGUUGACAAAGCGGUGGAGUUUGUUUUGUCCUGCAUGAACUUUGAUGGAGGUUUCGGAUGCAGACCUGGAUCAGAGUCUCACGCCGGUCAGAUUUACUGCUGCACUGGCUUCCUGUCUCUGACCGGGCAGCUGCACCAUAUCAACGCCGACCUGCUGGGCUGGUGGCUCUGUGAGCGACAGCUACCGUCUGGAGGCCUGAACGGACGACCAGAGAAGCUUCCUGAUGUGUGCUACUCUUGGUGGGUGCUGGCGUCGCUCAAAAUCAUCGGGAAGAUCCACUGGAUCGACAAGACUAAACUGUGCAACUUCAUCCUGGCCUGUCAGGACGAGGAGACUGGAGGCUUUGCCGACCGACCCGGAGACAUGGUGGAUCCUUUCCACACGCUGUUCGGGGUCGCGGGUCUCUCUCUGCUCGGGGACGACCGUAUCAAACCGGUGAACCCGGUCCUGUGUAUGCCGGAGGAAGUCCUGCAGAGACUCGGUCUGCAGCCCGAGAUCCUGAGCUAACUGGACUCUCGC